AUGGAUUCUUCAGACAUAGUAGAUAUCGGUCUCGCAGACCUUUCGUGGGCGAAGUUUUUAAAAUCCCGAGCUUUAUACAGCAUCACAAGCUCAAAUACCACACAUCGUCUAGAAUUUCUGAAUCAUUCGUUAUUGCCCCGAAUAAAAGCUGGCGAUCUCACUGAAAAUUUACUUGGAAGCCUCCUUCACCUUGUCUUCUUGACUCAUUCCAGAUAUAAUGAUAAGCCUUCACGUCUUGCCAUAUUAAAUAUUUUAAAAGAACUCAAUAACUGGAAUUCUGAGCUUUUUUUAAAUGCAUUUGUUCCAAUGGUCGUCAAAGAAGCUGAUAAAUUAAACCAAAAGAGUCCCGACUGCACCACGUACACGACAUCGUCCACUAUUCGAUUUGUUCUUCUCACAUGGGUUAAUACAUUAAUCAACUUUGUUUUAUCGGCUACCACCGACGCUAAGUCAUCACCACACUGGAAGAGUUUAGUAGAUGCUCAAGCAGUACUUUUGUAUUCGCUAACUUAUGAAAAUGAAAAAAGAAAAAGCGUGACAAAUAGUGCAAUUGCUGGUGUUAGAAAUUGUAUUCGUAAGAAUGCAUCACAUAUUCCUUCAUAUAUAAAAUAUCUUACUUCCAGUGGGAGAUCAUGUAAUGUUAUGUAUAGCGAUACUGUCUUACUUGGAACAGUUGUUGAUUGUUCUUUACGGCUUAAAAAUGAAAACGGCAGAACUUUUGUGGAGAGUGCAAAGGAUGAUAUUAUACAAUUUUAUAUAACAGGCAUCGCAUCCUCUAAAAAUACUGUACCGCAAACAUCAAAAGAUGCACUACAUGAUUUUAUUAAAUUUAUAGUUACGGAAGAAAACUUUCAAACUAAGUUAAUUCCGGUUUUCGAAAAACUUCUCCUAAGAGCGCCUGAAAUCGUAUUGAGUGUGCUGGCCUCCAUAGUUAAAUAUUUAUCAUUCGACUUGUCAAAUUUUUUAAAGAAAAAUUUUUUGCAACCUUUACUUGUACACAUUCGAUCCUCUAAUAAAAUGGUACAAGCAGAUGCAAUAACAUUACUAAAGAUACUUGUCGAAAAGAGUUGCAAUGAUGACGUUCUAAUCGAUAUUGUUAAAGAUAUUAUUCAGGCAUUGAGUGGAGGGACUGUAAAAGUUGCCAGCCCAGAACAUCGCAUCAUCUUAUUUCAAACUUUAGGUCACAUACAUCGAACACCUAACGUUUCAAAAAAUGUGAUCGAAGGAUUAUUGCCAAUUGUUUUAAAAGAAAGCACCGAAAAUUCUUUAGCUAAAGCCAUUGAUGCUCUAGGUUUACAUUUGAAAUUACUGUUAAGUACGAAAGACGAAAUUCUCGUGGAAAAAGUUACAGGAUCCAUUGCAGAAGGAUUGGCUAGUGCUAAAACUGGAGAGAGAAAAGCAUGGGCUACUGUAAUCGGGCGACUUGCGUGGGAAGAGACAGGAUACCCUUCAAUCUCACUUCGUAAUGUAAUUUUCAAGUCUCUUGCACCUCUUACGUUGACUGUGGAAAAGAUUCAAGCAAAUGCUCUUAACUUUAUUGGCGGGCCGAUUGAAGGCUAUAUACUAGUUGCCAUUACUGAAGGUAGAGCAGCAAAUUGGAAUGAUGAAGAGAUCAAUGCAUUUAUCAGAACAAGAAAGCUCAAACAAAAUAUUUUGGCUACUUCACCCAAACUUACAUUCUUGCUUUUGGACAAAGUAUAUUCCAAGAUCAACAGUGUUGACGAAUAUUGUUGGUUUAUUCGGUCCCUUGAGAGCAUAAUUCUUAAUGAAGACGAAGUUUCAUUGCAAAAAGCAGAUAUCAAAGUGUACAUAGCUACUGCCUUUAUUUAUAUGAUUUCGACAUCUCAUCAGGCUAGUCGUAAUGCGUAUGAUGCUCUUAAGACAUGCGUCCAAAUAAAUCCAAACUUUGUAGGUGAAAUGAUUCGGGAAGGAUUAACUAGUUGGGUAUUUAAUCUUGAAAAGAAUGUCAAAGACUCUACAGCAGUUUUAGCAUCUGCAACUGCACAUUCCAAUCCUGCCGUUAAUGCGUAUAGACUUUCAAAAGUGCUCACAGCCAUUACAACUUUUUCCGAAAAAGUUGACAGAUCAGAUGUAGAAAAAUCGCUUGUUGAGCUAAUAAUUUUAUCUCAUCAUUCCGCAAUUGCGUCACCUACCGAUAAGUAUAAUUGGAUAACCUUAGUACAAAGAGCAAAACUUGAUCCCGGAAAGUUAGUUGAAAAGUAUUCUGGACGUAUCCUACAAUUAAUACAGUCGGCAAUUGAAAAUAAUAGUGAAUCACAAAAUUUUUAUCAAGCCGCUUUGUCAGCGAUAUCAACUGUUACUUUUAUUUCACCUGAUAAAUUUGUGCCAAUACUUAUUAUUCAAUGUCGUAAUUAUUUGGAUCCUUGCUUGUUUGAAAAAAUAAAUGAUCAAGAGAUAGGAAUAUGGAAAACUGUAGAAGGGACCUUGUUUGUCAAUGUACUCAAAAAUAAGAAACAAGUUGUAGAAAAUCGCAAUAAAAAAGAUUAUCAAACUGAAAAGUGGGAACGUGAAGUACGUGAAAAAAUAGCUCAAAAGAAAGGCAUAUCGGCGCCUAAACUAACGAAGGAAGAGCAAGUUACAGUAAGUGCCCAACUGGCAAAAGAAUCUGAAACGCGCAAAGCUGUUGAGAAUGUUCGUCUAAAAUUAAUAAGGGGUCUUGAUAUUGUGGGUGCGAUGGUGAAAGGAAACUCAGAAGCUAUUGAACAAUAUAUUGUAGAGUUAAUGAAAUUAUUGCAUAAUGUUUUACAAAAAUGUGGUCCAUUGGUCGGGGAAAAGGCAGUUAAUACAUAUUUGAAUAUCAGUUUCUGUACAUCUGAAAAGAUUGAAAGCAUUCGCAUCCCAAUUGGCUUAGCGACUCUCCGUGUUAUGCAAGUCCAAGAGAUUCCGGAAAGAUGGCUUCAAGAACCACUGGAUCUCCUUGUUUCACGCGUACUAUUCCGUCUUCGUAUCAUAACAGAACGCUCACUUAUUUCACCUUCGUCAUUUGCUUACUGUUUUUCAUUAAUUCAUCAAGUUAUUAUGAAAGGUGGAAUUGAUUUACAUAAUGAAAAAACAAAAGAUUCAGAAACGUCAAUUGAACAAAUUGCAUUAGGAUUGGAUAUAAUUUCUUUCCAUACUGUUAUUGGAUCUUCAUUGUUGCUUCCACGAUCUGAAAUGAUUCAUACACUUUUACAUAUAAUUAAAGAAUAUCCCAAAUUUACAAAAGUUGCAAGGACUGCCAUGAUUAACUUAUGCGAGUCUAUUGGUGAAACAGCAGAACAAAAGGAAAUAAAUGUUCUGCUCACCGGAUUGCUUUCUCCAGAAGCAUUUGUUCGUCAUGCUUGUUUACAAGCAUUAAAUAAUUUGGAUCUUACAGAUAUUGAUUUUUCGUGUGAACUAUGGAUAGCUUGUCAUGAUGAGGAUGAACAUAACGCAAAGCUGGCAAUAGCCUUAUGGGAAUCUAACGGAAUGGACGUUGAACCGAGUUACAAUGUCGAAUUGCUGCCUUAUUUGAUUCACGAAGAAAAAUAUGUCAGAGAGUGCGCUGCUAAAUCUAUUGGUAACGCAUCAAAAUAUUUCCCUGAUUCGAUUGCAGACACAUUGGCACUGAUUUAUGAACAGUAUAAGGAAAAGGCAAAACCAGUUCAGCCUGAGUAUGAUGAAUUCGGUAUUUUAAUACCUGAAUCACUAAAUAAAGAAGACCAAUGGGAAGCUCGUGUAGGAUUAGCACUUUCACUCGGGACACUAGCACAAAAUUUAAGACCAACGGACUUGAAACCUUUAUUUGAAUUCCUGAUAAAUGAUGAUGCAGUAGGUGACAUUCAUGCGCAAGUUCGGCAAAAAUUGUUGGAGGCAGGUUUGGCAGUUAUUGACUCCCAUGGUAGCAAGAACGUUGCUUUACUCAUGUCAGUGUUUGAAAAUUAUUUGGAUAAACCUGCUACGCCAACAGAAACUCAUGAUCGUAUUCGUGAAUCUGUUGUUAUUUGGUUUGGUGCUCUGGCAAAACAUUUAGAUCUUACAGAUUCAAGAAUUCCUGUGAUUAUUGAUAAGUUACUCGAUGCACUAAAAACUCCCUCCGAAGCCGUUCAAGUAGCUGUUGGUGAUUGUUUGCCGCCUUUAAUCAAGUUUAUGAAAGACAAAGCACCAGAUUUGAUUUCUGGUCUGCUGAAUCAGUUAUACCAUUCUGAAAAAUAUGCAGAGAGAAGGGGUGCUGCAUAUGGUUUAGCUGGUGUCGUGAAAGGCACUGGUAUUUCAUCUUUGAAAGACUGUAAUAUAAUAACUGUAUUGAAGCAAGGUGUGGAUAAUAAAAAGGACUAUAGAUUUCGACAAGGCGCUCUCUUUGCAUUUGAAACAUUAUCACAAAGUCUCGGACGUCUUUUUGAACCUUAUGUUAUACAAAUAUUACCAUUGUUGUUAGUAUGUUUUGGUGACACUCACCCUGAUGUUAGAGAAGCGACGUCAGAUACAGCUAGAGCUAUUAUGAGCAAACUAAGUGGUCAUUGUAUUAAACUUAUUUUACCAACGCUACUGGCAGGAUUAGAGGAUCGCCAGUGGAGAACAAAGAAGGGAUCGAUCGAAUUGCUGGGGUCAAUGGCUUUUUGUGCGCCUAAACAACUAUCAAUUUCUCUUCCUACCAUAGUUCCCCGAUUAACGACUGUACUCUCUGAUUCACAUAAGGAUGUUCAAUCAGCUGCAAAUGAAGCUUUGUUACAUUUUGGAGAGGUUAUUAGCAAUCCGGAAAUUCAAGCUCUCGUACCGAUUCUACUUCGUAGCUUAAGUGAUCCUGAUAAAAAUACUAAUGCUGCGUUGAAUUCUUUAUUAGAAACUGCUUUUGUUCAUUAUAUUGAUGCACCGUCAUUGGCAUUGGUAAUGCCCAUCCUUGAAAGAGGUUUGAAAGAGCGUAGUACUGAGGUUAAAAAAAAAUCUUCGCAAAUAGUUGGUAACAUGGCGUCUUUAACCGAUAUUAAAGAUCUUGUCCCUUAUUUGCCACGACUUUUACCAAGCCUUAAGGAAGUGUUAGUAGACCCUGUACCCGAAGCUCGUGCUACAGCAGCUAAAUCAUUAGGUACAAUGGUGGAAAAGCUUGGGGAAGACAAGUUUCCAAAUCUUGUAAAUGAACUAGUAAAUACUCUUAAAUCAGAUACUAGUGGUGUUGACCGACAAGGUGCUGCACAAGGACUUAGCGAAGUAUUAGCGGGAUUGGGUAUAGGCCGUCUUGAGGGACUUUUGUCUGAAAUUGUAAUUAACGCCACUAGUCCAAAGUCAUAUGUGCGUGAAGGAUUUAUUUCCUUACUUAUUUAUCUUCCGGCAACAUUUGGUCUAAGGUUUCAACCUUAUCUUGGCCGCAUUAUUCCUCCAAUAUUAUCUGGUUUAGCUGACGAAUCAGAAUAUGUUCGAGAUGCUUCACUUAGAGCAGGUCGAAUGAUUAUUACAAACUAUGCGACUAAAGCUGUGGAUCUGUUUCUUCCUGAAUUAGAAAGAGGGUUAUUUGAUGACAAUUGGAGAAUUAGACAAAGUUCUGUGCAACUCAUGGGAGAUUUAUUGUAUCGAAUCACUGGUAUUAGUGGCAAAGGAACUACUGAAGGAGAGGAAGAGGAAGAAACUGGAGGGACUGAAGCUAGUCGUAAAGUUUUAUUACAGGUUCUCGGAAAGGAAAGGCGUGAUCGAGUUUUGGCUGCUUUAUAUGUUGUUCGACAAGAUGUAUCUGGUAUCGUCCGACAGUCAUCUUUACAUGUUUGGAAAUCUAUCGUUUCAAAUACACCUCGCACUGUCAAAGACAUACUACCAAUAAUGAUGGGCUUGAUUAUUAAAAACCUCGCAAGUCCGAGUUUCGAGAGACGUCAAGUAGCUGCACGCACUCUUGGGGAGCUUGUUCGCAAGCUUGGUGAAAGCGUUAUGUCAGAAAUCAUACCUAUUUUAGAGGAGGGUUUAGAAUCUCCUGAAUCAGAUAAGAGACAGGGUGUUUGUAUUGGCUUGAGUGAAAUAAUGAGUACAGCUGGAAAGGUACAAGUUAUUGACUAUGUAGAUUCAAUUAUCCCAGCUGUUAGAAAGGCAUUGGUUGAUGAAUCUGGUGAAGUACGUGAGGCGGCAGCUCAAGCUUUCGAUACACUUCAGCAACAUGUUGGUGAUAAAGCAAUCGAUGAAAUAUUACCUACCCUUCUUAAUUCUCUCCAAUCUGGAGAAGAUUCUACUUAUGCGUUAGAAGCUUUGAAAGAAAUAAUGACAGUGCGUGCUAAUGUAGUUUUUCCGGUUCUCAUACCUAAUCUUAUCACAGUACCUAUUACUACAUUCAAUGCUCGAGCUCUUGCGUCACUAGUAACUGUUGCUGGUGCUGCUCUUAACAAAAGACUUUCGAAUAUUUUGACAGCACUCAUGGCGUCCUUGGGCAUGGAAACCGAUGAUGCUGUAAUUUCGGAGCUUCAAGAAACAGAACGUGCACUGUUGCUUUCUAUCGAUAGUAAUGAAGGUCUUCAAAACUUGAUGAUAAUACUUUUUGAAGCAAUUAAGAGUGAUGAACCUGCAAAACGAGCUGGUGCAUGUGAUAUUGUUACAAUAUUUUGCAGUGAGACUAAGAUGGACUUUUCAAGAUACACGACAGAAUGGAUACGAGUUUUAGUAUCACUUUUAGAUGAUCAUCAACUAGAGGUAGUCAAAUCAGCAUGGAAUGCUCUAAAUGCUGUGACAAAAUCCGUAAAGAAAGAUGAUCUGGAACAAUUGGUUACGCCUCUUCGUCGUUCAGUGAAAGGUGUCGGAGUUCCUGGAAUUGACUUACCAGGAUUUUGCUUGCCAAAGGGAAUAAGUCCCAUUCUUCCAAUAUUUUUACAUGGAUUGAUGUAUGGUACUGCUGAAAUUCGUGAACAGUCUGCUUUGGGAAUAGGUGAUCUUAUUCAACGAACGUCGGCUGAUGCUCUCCGACCAUUUGUGACACAAAUAACGGGCCCACUUAUUCGUAUAAUCGGUGAUCGUUAUCCUCCUCAAGUGAAGGCAGCUAUAUUGCAGACAUUGAGUUUAUUGCUUGAAAAGGUUUCUGCCCUCCUUAAACCUUUCCUCCCACAACUUCAACGUACUUUCGUCAAAUCUUUGACCGAUCCGACAAGUGCCCUUGUUCGAUCACGUGCCGCAAAAGCUCUUAGUACUCUGAUUUCACUACAAACGCGUGUAGAUCCUUUGAUGCUAGAAUUGGUUUCUGGAAUAAAAACGAGUGAGCCUAGUGUGCGCGAAACUAUGUUAAAUGCUUUGGAAAGCGUCGUGAAUAAGGCAGGAGAUGGUAUGAAUGAAGCUUCAAGGAAGGGUGUUCUUGAAGUGAUUGCAAAUGGGCUAAAUGAGUCUUCCGAAGGGAUGGUGGUUGGUGCCGCACGUCUUCUUGGAAGUCUGUGCAAGCAUCUUCCGCACCAAGAAGCUAUGCCUCUCAUCACAAAUUAUAUUCUAUCAGGAGAACCGACGCAAAGUUCGCUUUUAGCUAUCAACGCAAUUCUUGCAGAAGCACCACGGGUCUUUGUUGACUUAGGAAUUCAUAAAGAAAUAGUUAGUAUUGUAUCUGCUGGCAGCAAGAGUAAUCAGCCAUCAAUUGCGGAUAAUUCAAUUAUUGCAGCUGGUAAAAUUUUGCUUACAGAACUUUAUCAUGAACAAAAUACAAUAAGUCGCCUUGUGGAAGCAUUGGUACAUGAUGUCCGUGAACCUGCUACCUUGGUUGGGGAAACAAAACGAUUGGCUUUGGUCGCUUUUCGAGUAAUUGGAAGAAAAUAUCCACAGAUUAUUCCUCAAAUGAUGGUGUGUGCUCGAGAUCGAAAUGUACCUGUGAAACUUGCAUCUGAGCGUGCGUUGUUGUACGUACUUCAACUUCUGGAUGGCGAGAACGUGAUGCAGAACUAUUUAUCAGCAAUCGAUUCUCAAACAGCCAAAACUUUUAUUGAUUUUCAUAAACGCGUUUUAUCUAAACUUGUAUCACAAGAACGACAGAAAAUAGAACAAUUACAGGCGGGUUAUAUGACUGAGGUAGAUGAAGACGCAGAAGAAGAGAGAGAAAUUUGGGCCGUUGGCAGUGUUGGAUUUUUUGGAACCAAUGCCGAACAGGAUUAG
Molecule: messenger RNA, 8079 nt
Organism: Cetraspora pellucida
Lineage: Eukaryota; Fungi; Glomeromycota; Glomeromycetes; Diversisporales; Gigasporaceae
Source: the annotation of a GenBank genome assembly